GUAGUGGUCAGCAAAAGCAGUAUCCGGUAGAGAUGACCCAUAACACCUCAGAAAGCGAGAUGGCAAAUCUGAGGGACGAUGAAUUUGAGAGCAAAUCUGGCAGUGAGAACCUCGAAGGUGCCUCCGGCGAUGAUCAAGAUCCCAACAACCGCCCCCGCAAGAAGCGGUACCACCGCCAUACUCAGCACCAAAUUCAAGAAAUGGAAGCAUUUUUCAAAGAGUGCCCUCAUCCAGAUGACAAGCAAAGGAAGGAGCUGAGUCGUGAAUUAGGGUUAGAACCUUUGCAGGUCAAGUUUUGGUUCCAAAAUAAGCGAACCCAAAUGAAGACCCAUCAUGAACGCAAUGAGAACACACAGCUGAGAACCGAUAACGAGAAGCUCCGGGCAGAGAACAUGAGGUACAAAGAAGCCAUCAGCAAUGCCUCAUGCCCCAACUGUGGUGGCCCAACAGCUAUUGGUGAGAUGUCCUUCGAUGAGCAUCAUCUGAGGAUUGAGAAUGCUCGACUGAGAGAAGAGAUUGAUAGGAUUUCGGGGAUUGCUGCUAAGUAUGUGGGAGGCAAGUCAUUGGUCCCCUACCCUCUUCUCAACCCUCAAGGUACCCGUUCCCUUGACUUAGGGGUUGGAAACUAUGAAGUGACCGGCACAGGAGGGGAGAUUUAUGGGCCAGGUGAUCUCCUUAGAUCAUUCUCGGUACCAACUGAUGCUGAUAAGCCUAUGAUUAUCGAGCUUGCGGUGACAGCAAUGGAGGAACUGAUUAGAAUGGCUCAACUAGGGGAACCCUUGUGGCUUUCUGGACUUGAUGGUUCUACUGAGAUUCUAAAUGAAGAUGAAUAUAUACGGACGUUCCCUAGGGGAAUAGGGCCAAAACCCUUAGGGUUAAUAACUGAAGCUUCUAGGGAAACCGCUGUUGUUAUCAUGAAUCACAUUAACCUUGUCGAGAUUCUCAUGGAUGUGAAUCAGUGGGCGAGUGUCUUCUCUGGAAUUGUAUCAAGAGGCAUGACACUGGAAGUCUUAUCAACAGGAGUAGCAGGAAACUGCAAUGGAGCCUUGCAAGUGAUGACAGCAGAAUUCCAGGUCCCCUCGCCGCUUGUUCCAACGCGUGAGAGUUACUUUGUAAGAUAUUGUAAACAACAUACCGAUGGGACUUGGGCAGUGGUUGAUGUUUCCUUGGACAAUUUAAGGCCUAAUUCAUCAGGAACUAAAUGUCGGAGAAGGCCAUCAGGAUGUUUAAUCCAAGAAAUGCCAAAUGGGUAUUCAAAGGUCAUCUGGGUUGAACAUGUAGAAGUUGAUGAUAGAUCAGUUCACAACAUAUACAAAUUGCUAGUUAAUUCCGGACUUGCAUUUGGUGCAAAGAGAUGGGUUUCUACUUUGGAUCGACAAUGUGAACGUUUGGCUAGUACAAUGGCUACUAACAUUCCUUCCGGAGAUGUUGGUGUAAUAACAAGUCAAGAAGGGAGAAAGAGCAUGCUGAAGCUGGCUGAGAGGAUGGUGAUAAGUUUUUGUGCUGGUGUGAGUGCUUCAACUGCUCACACAUGGACUACAGUAUCUGGGGGUGGUGCUGAAGAUGUAAGGGUCAUGACAAGAAAAAGCAUAGAUGAUCCAGGCAGGCCUCCUGGUAUUGUACUAAGUGCAGCUACUUCCUUCUGGUUUCCAGUCUCACCAAACAGAGUUUUUGAUUUCCUUCGCGACGAGAAUUCUCGAAGUCAGUGGGAUAUCCUUUCAAAUGGUGGUGUUGUGCAAGAAAUGGCGCACAUUGCAAAUGGCCGUGAUCCUGGGAACUGCGUCUCUCUAUUGCGCGUGAAUAGUGCAAAUUCAAGCCAAAGCAACAUGCUGAUAUUACAAGAGAGCUGCACAGACUCCACAGGUUCUUAUGUAAUCUAUGCUCCUGUUGACAUUGUUGCCAUGAAUGUAGUGCUAAAUGGUGGAGAUCCAGACUAUGUCGCCCUCCUUCCCUCAGGGUUUGCUAUAUUGCCUGAUGGACCAAAAAAUCCUAGACGUGUAAUUGGUGAGGUUGGGUCUGGUGGAUCUCUUCUGACAGUGGCAUUUCAAAUCUUGGUCGAUUCAGUUCCAACUGCAAAACUCUCUCUUGGAUCUGUAGCUACUGUUAACAGUCUCAUUGCUUGCACCGUUGAUAGAAUUAAGACCGCAGUUUAGUUCGAGAAUACAUGAACUGGAAAGGCUGGCUUACAGCUCCUGAAGAACAAAUUAAUGAAGGAAAGAAGG
This is a messenger RNA of Telopea speciosissima, 2222 nucleotides long. Its product is annotated as homeobox-leucine zipper protein ROC2-like. The record is from RefSeq and is a predicted model, not a curated record. Gene Ontology annotation, biological process: regulation of DNA-templated transcription. The transcript is spliced from 12 exons. Lineage: Eukaryota; Viridiplantae; Streptophyta; Magnoliopsida; Proteales; Proteaceae. The coding region runs from base 33 to 2153 and encodes 706 amino acids. Gene Ontology annotation, molecular function: DNA binding; DNA-binding transcription factor activity, RNA polymerase II-specific; lipid binding.